Molecule: messenger RNA, 1812 nt
Organism: Nyctereutes procyonoides (raccoon dog)
Lineage: Eukaryota; Metazoa; Chordata; Mammalia; Carnivora; Canidae
Gene: PIGC
Product: phosphatidylinositol glycan anchor biosynthesis class C
Exons: 2
Coding region: 638-1531 (297 amino acids)
Biological process (GO): GPI anchor biosynthetic process
Cellular component (GO): glycosylphosphatidylinositol-N-acetylglucosaminyltransferase (GPI-GnT) complex; membrane
Source: RefSeq, a predicted model, not a curated record
CUUCUACUCUAUCUAUCCCUUUGCUUCUUUAUCACUUCCAUCUGUUUUGUGCACCUCUGCAGCCGGCUGAAUUAUCAGCAACCUCCCGUUCAGACUCAGACUGCUUUCAGCCACAGGGCCCUCCGCUCCCGAGUCCUUCCAGGCACCAAAGAGGAAUGAACAACACGUUGAAGCUGCGGACACUGCACGUUAAUCUGUUAAUCCACUUUGCAGCUGGUGGCUUUGGGCCAGCUCACAAUCUCUCUGAGCCUCGGUUUUGUCCUCUGGGAAGAUAUCAUCACUUUCCAGGUCAACGCACAAGACAGAGAGCUGCAGGAGAGCAGGGAUUUUCGGUUCCACUCACUGUGGUAUCAAGAGCCCCCCUAAGACGGUGCUUGCAGGUACUCUCCGAAUACGUGCCCAGUGAAUGCACGGAUGCAUGGAACUUGGCUGCAUCGUCCUGCCUCUGGGAACAAACUCUUCGAGUUGAGGCCUCGUCCGGGUUGCUGCCUUUGAAAGCAAGGGAAGGUCGGUACACUUUGAACCAACACAGCAUGGAACUUCCAGAGAGGUCUUAUUGCAAAACUGUGUAAAGAACAAGAACCACCUGGACUUCUGGAAGGGAGCUCAAACUGGCCUGAAUUUGAAGGAGAGGAUAAUGUGUGCCCAACCUGUAACUGACACAAAGGAGAUCAAGUGGCAGAAGGUCUUGUAUGAGCGGCAGCCCUUUCCUGAUAACUAUGUGGACCGGCGUUUCCUGGAAGAGCUCCGGAAAAACAUCUACGCCCGGAAGUACCAGUACUGGGCUGUGGUAUUUGAGUCCAGUGUGGUGGUACAGCAGCUGUGCAGCGUUUGUGUUUUUGUGGUUAUCUGGUGGUACAUGGAUGAGGGCCUCCUGGCGCCCCACUGGCUUUUUGGGACUGGCCUGGCUUCUUCACUGAUUGGCUAUGUUUUGUUUGAUCUCAUCGAUGGAGGGGAAGGACGGAAAAAGAGCGGGCGGACCCGGUGGGCUGACUUGAAGAGUGCCCUCGUUUUCAUUACUUUCACAUACGGUUUUUCACCGGUGCUGAAGACCCUGACAGAGUCUGUCAGCACCGAUACCAUCUAUGCCAUGUCGGUCUUUAUGCUCUUGGGCCACCUCAUUUUCUUUGACUAUGGCGCCAACGCUGCCAUUGUAUCCAGCACACUGUCCUUGAACAUGGCCAUUUUUGCCUCUGUCUGCCUGGCGUCACGCCUGCCCCGGUCCCUGCAUGCUUUCAUCAUGGUGACAUUUGCCAUCCAGAUUUUUGCCCUGUGGCCCAUGUUACAGAAGAAACUGAAGGCAUGUACUCCAUGCAGCUAUGUGGGAGUCACGUUGCUUUUUGCAUUUUCAGCCUUGGGAGGUUUACUGUCCAUUAGUGCUGUGGGAGCCAUCCUCUUUGCCCUUCUGCUGGUUUCCAUCUCUUGUCUCUGCCCUUUCUACCUCAUUCGCCUGCAGCUUUUUAAAGAAAACAUUCAUGGGCCUUGGGAUGAGGCUGAAAUCAAAGAAGACCUGUCCAGGUUUCUCAGCUAAGUUAGAGACUUCCAUUCUGUUAUUAAGGCAAGCUGAUAGACUAGCCUCCCAACUAGUAGAAGACUUGAAGACAGUCCCAUCCUGGAAACAACAUACUGAUGUGGGUAGGGGAACAGCAGUCAAAAGAAAGAACUAACCAAAGGCAUGGGUGGUGAAGAUGCUUGUCCUUUCUGUUAUUUUGUGGAUGAAAACGCUUUCUGAGGCCCUCCUCAAUUCUUGCCUCUGCUGUAACAAAUGAAGUGGUGUGGCUUCUAUUUAUUAAAAAAAAUAACAUCCAUUAA